AUGGCAUUUUUUUCGACGAUUACACCGUGGUUUCGGCUACCACGACCCAAAACCUUCCUUGGCUUCGUUCCCCUCCAGCUGGGCACGGGGCUUAUCGUGCUCACGCUGCUGUUCAAUAAGCUCACCGGCCUCUAUGGCGUGUUGGCCUUGAUUACGGGCUUCUCCUUAAACGCGACGCAGUUGUCGGCCUAUUUCUACAACAUUGCUGUCCUUGUGACAGUCGCGAUUUGCCUCCCUCAUAUCAGACGGGAGACGCCAUUGCCGAAUCUGGUGUUGGCUUGGGUAUACGCCAUCGACACAAUUGCCAAUGCUGCCUACACGACUGUCUUUGCGAUCGGCUUUUACAAUGCUGUAAGAGCAGGCAAGUACGGAUUAGUCCCCGGCGCAAUAGACUCCCUCACGGACGCGACAAUAUCAUCGCUGGCGGUGGCGACGGCGUUGAUUCCGACGCCAACAUCUGCGUCGACAAUAGUCCGCCGGGAUGCAGAGACAAUAGCGACUGUCACCGCGGGCCUCGCAACGGCAACAGCGAAUGUGGCAACGGUGACGAGCUCAUCGAUCGCUGCAGUGACAGCAACAGUAUCACCGAUACCAACGGCCGGCAGCGGCGGGUGGAUGGGAGCUCACGAGGCCUCGGCCAGCCUGACGCUGGUUGUGAUUGUCACUGUGGUGCGAGUCUACUUCAGCUUGGUCUUAAUGUCCUAUGCACGACGUGUGCUGCAGCGGUACAGCGAGCAUGUAGCGAACCUGAUCCCUCUCCCAUACGACGAUAGCGAGAACGAUGCAAACGAAGACAAGGGAGAAGAAGGUUCCGGGUGGGCAUCCCACGAUGCUGGGGACGACGAUAUUGACGAUGAAGAGGCCGGCCUCAAUUCUGGUAUGCGGUCUUCUCGCGGGCGGUCCAGCCGUCGCCGUAAUCAUGGCCGUCGCUCCAACAAAAGCGGCAGUGGCAGGGGCAACGGCGCCAACCCGUUUGCAAUUGGCUGGCCUGCGGGAGAGGGUUGGAAGGGCAAGGUUGGCCGGGCGCUCGUUACAGUGGGCCGCGGCUACUGGCUCAACCGUGAACGAGACGACAACUGGUCACGCGACAUUGGAGCCAAGGUCCGGUCGCCGUGA
Grosmannia clavigera kw1407 is the source of this 1116-nucleotide messenger RNA. RefSeq names its product duf1753 domain containing protein. The coding region runs from base 1 to 1116 and encodes 371 amino acids. Gene Ontology annotation, cellular component: inositol phosphoceramide synthase complex; Golgi membrane. Gene Ontology annotation, molecular function: inositol phosphoceramide synthase regulator activity. Lineage: Eukaryota; Fungi; Ascomycota; Sordariomycetes; Ophiostomatales; Ophiostomataceae. The record is from RefSeq and is a predicted model, not a curated record. Gene Ontology annotation, biological process: inositol phosphoceramide metabolic process. The transcript is spliced from 2 exons.